Messenger RNA from Seriola aureovittata, 6868 nucleotides. RefSeq names its product insulin receptor substrate 1-B. NCBI's taxonomy places the organism in Eukaryota, Metazoa, Chordata, Actinopteri, Carangiformes, Carangidae. Gene Ontology annotation, biological process: insulin receptor signaling pathway. Gene Ontology annotation, molecular function: phosphatidylinositol 3-kinase binding; insulin receptor binding. The record is from RefSeq and is a predicted model, not a curated record. The transcript is spliced from 3 exons. The coding region runs from base 7 to 3507 and encodes 1166 amino acids. Gene Ontology annotation, cellular component: cytosol; plasma membrane.
UUGGCCAUGGAGAACCAAGCAGCCGAGCCGCAGAACUAUGAAGAUGUACAGAAAAGCGGUUAUCUCCGCAAGCAUAAAUCAAUGCACCGGCGAUUCUUCGUGCUGAGGGCGGCCUCGGAGCAUGGUCCUGCUCGACUUGAGUAUUAUGAGAACGAGAAGAAAUUCCGCAGUAAAUCACCUGUGCCCAAAAAAGUCCUGAACCUGGAGACUUGCUUCAACAUCAACAAGCGGGCAGAUUCCAAGAACAAGCACAUGAUAGUCCUUUAUACCCGCAGCGAGAGCUUUGCCAUCGCUGCAGACAGCGAGGAGGUCCAGAACGAGUGGUACCAAGCAAUGCUGGAUCUUCAGUGCAACUGUAAAACUCCUGAAGACUAUGGCAGUAGUGGAGAGUGUAGCUCUCCGUCUCCUGUUCCAACCUUCAAGGAAGUGUGGCAGGUCAAGGUUUGGCCUAAAGGUCUUGGACAUGCCAGGAACUUAGUGGGCAUCUACCGGUUGUGCCUAACUGACAAGACAGUCAACUUUGUCAAACUCAACUCUGAUGUGGCUGCUGUGGUGUUGCAGCUGAUGAAUGUCCGCAGGUGUGGCCAUUCAGAGAAUUUUUUUUUCAUUGAGGUGGGUCGCUCAGCAAUUACCGGCCCUGGAGAGUUCUGGAUGCAGGUUGAUGACUCUGUAGUAGCUCAGAACAUGCACGAGACCCUGCUGGAGGCCAUGAAGGCCCUGAGCGAGGAGUUCCGUCAGCGCAGUAAAUCUCAGUCUGUGGGAACGUCAUGUGGAGGUGGCACUGCUUCAAACCCCAUCAGUGUCCCGAGCCGUCGUCAUCAUCCAAAUCUGCCACCAAGCCAGGUGGGCUUCUCCAGGCGAGCCCGCACAGAGACCCCUGGAACAGGAGGCAGCAGCACGAGUACUUCACCUACAUCACGCCACGGGUUUCCGAGGGCGCGAACAGCCAGCAUUGGGGCCAGGUCGGAGGAAGGCGCAGCAAGUGCCAAAGGGACAUGGGCAAGCUCCAGUCCAAGUCUUAAUGGAUCCUGCUCAACUACACCAACACUGAGGCCCAAACCCACCAGGGCCCCAACCCCCGCUAAGAUUACCCUCAGCCUUGCACGUUACACGCCUAACCCAGCUCCCUCCCCUGCGCCGAGUCUGUCCUCCAGUUCUGGUCAUGGCUCAGAGUGUGGCCUAGUGGGGGCAGCAGUUGGAGGCAUGACAAUCUGCUCCUACCCUCGUGUUUCUCAGAGAGUUUCUGUUUCAGGUUCACCGAGUGACUACGGCUCUUCAGAUGAGUAUGGUUCCAGUCCCGGGGAGCACUCUCUGCUUGUGCCCAGUCUGUCUGGACAUCAUGUACACGGAGAAGGCUCCUCCAGUUAUUUAGUCAUGGGACAGAGAGAGGGACUCCUUGGUUCCCAUCAUCGCUCCAAAGGCCGACGGAUUCUGCGGCGCUCAUCCAGUCGGGAAUCUGAGGCAGAACGCAGACUACUAAGUAAGAGGGCAUCCCUGCCUUUGGCGGCCCAUGAACGACUGACUCCACAGAGAAAAGAUGAAGAUGAUGAAGAUGAUGAAGAAUAUGCCAUCAUGUCACAGAGUGCUAACAGAGAGAGAGCUGAUUUGCACCAUGGUCUGGCAGUUGGGGGUGGGCAGCCUGAUGUAGUAGUGGAAAAUAGGAAGAGGGCUGACAAAGGCAGGGGAGAAGUGGAAGCAGGACAAGCUGUGGAUAGUGGCUAUAUGUCAAUGCUGCCUGGAGUGACGUCUCCUCCUGUUACACUUUCUCUCUCAAUAGGUAUGUCUGACGCCAGUGCUAAACCGGGGGCAGAUGAUGAGUAUAUGGCCAUGACCCCCAACAACAGUGUGUCCCCUCCUCAGCACAUCCAGCAGCCCAGCUCAGAGGGCUACAUGGUCAUGUCUCCCAAUAGCAGCAGCUCCACAGACCUGCAUGGACUGGGUAUGUGGGAUAGCAGGGCCAGCAUGGAGAGCCGGGCUGCCAGUGACUACAUGAACAUCUCACCUGUCAGCAGCCGCUCUGCCUGCAGCACACCACCCUCCCACCCCGAGCAGCACCAGCUGCAACCAAAAAUGUUCAAUUCUUAUUUCUCCCUGCCACGAGCUUAUCAACAUACUCUCUAUACUCGCUUUGAGGAGGACUUAAACAAAGGGGAAGGAAAAAAGGACAGCAGUGGGCAUGAUAGUGCUGGAAGGGGAGGGGGAGUGGGAUACAGCAAGAGAAACAAAAUUGCAGUGGGCUCUGCAGGAGGCUGCCAACUCUCCAUGUCUUCGUCUUCCUUCUCCUCCAGCUCAGCCAGCAGUGAAAGCCUGGAAGACAAGUCUAUAUCAGCGGGGAGAGGGUUAAGUUUAUUAAGGACUGGAGCAGAGUACAAGAGUGCGGGAACGUGCACAAAAGAUGGACGUCACCAUCAAAAACGUGGGUCAAGUAGUAAGAGCCCAAAGCAACAAAGGAGGGGUCGUCCCCUCAGUGUGUCUUCAGACAUUACUAAAGCAAACACCCUACCCAGAGUUAAGGAGAAUCUGCCGCCAUCGGUGUCUCAAAACGUUGGUGAGUAUGUCAGUAUUGUGUUCAAAGAAGACAAUAAGUAUGAGGGAGGACGACGCGCUGGGUCUGAACGCGGACAACCUGUGAUCCACGGAACCCUCCGGCCCUUGAAUCAACCGCUCCUUUGCCACGAUAAUCCUGCUAACCUCCCCCGCAGCUUCUCUGCACCGCUAUCCACCUCUGCCGAAUACGUCAGCAUGGAAUUAGGGAAGUCCUCAACAACCCUGACUUCUGUUAGGUCCACAUUCAGCACCCCACAGGGCCCACCAGCUGUUGCCCCCAAGGCCCGACACGAACAUGGCACAUCCUCUCCUCUAGCAGCAGAGGGCAACGCCGGGUACAGAACAAAAGUAAAGAUGGCAGCAAUGCCGAUAGAUGCCCCUACUCCAUUUACAGACAGCAAAGGUUCAGAGCCCAGCAUUUCAGCAAGAUCUGCCAUCCACUCUGGUCAGCCCUCGUCUAUCGAGCAGGAGACAGGUUUGGGUUUUUCCCCAGUCAAGUCUUUCCAGUCUCCUGAGCGGAGCAGCAGACUGGUCCGAGGUGACCCACAAGGACGGCGGAGCCACCGCUCAGAGACAUUUAACUCUCCUCCCUCUCUACCACGCCACCCACCCUCUUCUACCUCCCUCUUCCCAGAGGGCAGCCAGGCAGCGAGCCAUCGGCAUGGUUUGGACUGCUCACUGUGGGAGAAUGGGCAGGCAGCUAGUUUGUCUGCCACACCUCCACCACAAGCCUCCACCUCAUCUGCUGAACAAGGCCUUAACUAUAUUGACCUUGACUUGGCCAUUAAGGAGACCCCUCAAGCUGGAGUGGAGCGUACAUCUGCCACCUACAACAUCGGAGGAAACGCUAUGGGUAGCAGUGCUGGCUCCAGCCUCAACACUUAUGCCAGUAUUGAUUUCUAUAAGUCAGAAGAACUGAGAGCACACCAGAACAGUAGAAAGGAUGGUCAAGAUUGUUGAUCUUCGUCCUCAUCUUGGGUCUGAGUGUGACGCUGGUGUGACUGAUCCACACUCAGUCUGUGAGGGGACGGUCGGUGGCCCGAUCUGUUGCCAUAACAGAGCUGGACACUGAAACCAUGGAAAACACAUCCCCAUCCGUCUGCGGUUUUCUGUCAGCCAAAUGUGUGCCAAACAGACAAACGUACACACACACACACACACACACACACACACACACACACACACACACACACACACACACACAAACAAACGCACAGACACAGGGUAAGGAAAAGGUUUCAUUUUUUUUGCCUUGUUUUGGAUAAAAAUGACGUUUGAUCAUCAUUUAACUUAAUAUGGAUAAAGGAUGACAAUUUCUGUGAGUUCUCAGGUGGCCAUUAUGCUGAUCAUGGUGGCUCCAGCACAUCCUGUCAAAGUCUUCACUUAAUUUUAUCACAGCUGACUAACAGGCAACAGUCAUCCAGGCAAGCUCAUAGAUCAACAAGGCGUUCAGGAAAUCACACAAAUGGCAAAAAUAUCCAUCUGUGUAUGUUGAUUUAAAACACAUUUGCACAUGUGAAUAGUGCUAUAGUUUACUGACGUAUUGUAACUCAAGGCUCAACAUGGCAUGUUGACACAAUCUCAGCUCUUUUGUAUUGCCAUGCAGCAACAUCAUCCUUUGUCUGUGUUCUAAGUUAAAUGCUCAUCAGUUGUCACUUUGACUCAAAAUAAGAGGGAAAUACUGCCUUGGCCGAGGUUUCAUACCCCCACACAUGCUGUCACUGUAAACAUAUUUGAUUUAUUAUGUACAGUUGCCCAAAAGAGCCUUUAUACUUCUUGACCACUUUUCUUAUGCUACUGAAGGACUUCAAAAUGUACUUAAUUUCUGAGGUAUACUUAAGUACAGUUUGUGGAAUUGGCAAUUAUACAAAUGAAAUGGAGAUAUAGGUUCCUGUCCAUUUUUCAGGCAGUAGGAAAAUGGCUGGGGAAAAUCCCACACAGCUGAUGCAAUAUUUGUGAAAUCCAUAGAAGUGUAAACUUUAUUAAAUAGGACAUCAUACGAUUACGUCUUCUUAUUCACAUUGUUGAACUUCUGCACAGAGUUGUAGCUGAGCGACGGGAAAAAUUGCUUCUUUUUUUUUUUUUUAUCCUUUCAAUCAAUAGCUGCACUCUAAUUCUGUGCUUUCUGCUUUUCACACAGAAUUAAGUUUUAUCCCUAAAGCUCCAGAUGUGCACUCACAUGUGUUUAUACAGCCCCAGCUUUGAUUAUGCAUAAACUAAACAUGUUCUGUCAUGUCACAUGGCUGAUUUUCAAACGGUGGCAGUAAGAAAGUCCAGUCAAUGCAUCUAAGUUGUAUGUUAGGAUUUUUCGUGUAUUCAGUUAUGCACUACGUGGUGAUCAAGGUUUGAUGAGAAAGUUAAAUGAUCAUCUGUCUACCUGGUAAACAAACUCACAGUGCGUAUUCUGCCCUUGUUUCAAAAUGAUUUCUCCAGUUACAUUAUAAAAUCUAACAAAAUGGAGUAAUGCUUAUCUCAAAAUACAAGUGACCAUAAUUACAUAAACACUGACAUUUCAAACCUGACAUUUCAAAACUAACUCUAAAAAACAAAAAAUGACAUGUCAUAUGGUUUAUAUGUGUUGCAGCUAAAAUGCCACAGGAAAAGUCACAUGGAAGCUGCAGCUUUCAUGCAACAUGACAGCAUUUAAGGCAAUGGUUGAUGUCAUGUAGAGCCACAUAGAAAAACCAGAUGCAUAGAUUUGUAUAACAUUACAUAAACAUCGACAAAGUAACAGCAUUCUAAUGCUGUACAUGUAAACAGCUUAAUUACAUUGGCUUCAAAAACAGCAGUAUGGGCAAUAAUUAGAUUGUACGUAAAUGUCCUCACUGAGAUGAGCUGAGGGGACCCAUUAACAGACUUGUUAGUUAAGGAAGCUGAAUAAUGCAGUUUAAAGAGAAAGUAUUCUUACACAGCUUAGGGAGUAUAUUUAAAUUCAUAAUAAUAAUGAAAUAUACAAUGGGGUGAAUGGUAAAGUGGUCUCAGACCUUUGGACUCCACUGUAUAUAUAAUAAUAUUGUAAUAUAUGGCAAACAUAGCAAAAUGGUGAAUUUUCCAGCCACUUUAUUUUUGAACAAAGAGCUGCUAAGCAAAUGGUUGUUACAUGAGUGAACCAUCGAACAUGCAGCAGCUCGUUCGCUCGCUUGCUCUUUUCCAGAUCGACUUGAGCUCCCACCCCCGGACUCAACUGAAUAAUAUAUAUCAUAUGUCAGAUGAGACUGACAGAUGACUGUUGAGAUCAGUUCCAUGAUGCCUGAGUCACAUGGCCAGGCAUGUUGGAGACAGCUGUUCCAAAGAGCGCAGCAUUAAAUACUGAAAUUAAAAUCAUAUUUUUGACUGUCAUAUAAAAAAAUAUACAAUAAAUUUCACAGAGGAACAAUGAAUGAUGAGAAAAAGUAAAAAAAAAAAAAAAAAAACUUAAAAACUCUCAGCCAUCUUUGACCCCCUCUAAUAAUUUUCUGACAAUCUGCAGCCCAAAUAUGAAGUCACACAAAUUUAGUAAGAUGAGAGGAUACAAACAAGACUAGAUAAUAAACAAUGUUAUUUUUUUAUUUAAAAUUUUAAACUUCAUAUGACUGUCUGCCAUUGCCUUUCCAUCUAGUAAAAUAAUAUGAUUUAGCACUUUGAGUUGAUUAAGGCUAAAUAAGAUCUCGUAUUAAUGCAUUUUGAAGCACUGUGUAGCACAAAAUAUGUGAGAAAAGUCAAAGUGUAAAUACUUUUUUGGCAACUGCUUUUCUAUUAUAACUGUAUAUUAUACUAUAGUAUAUACUAUAGUAUACAAGUAGGACAGAAACUAUAGUACAUACUGUAGUUUGUUUUCCUCAUUUGCAUAACAGUUAACACAAUUCUAAUAUAAAGUGACACAUUACAAUGGUAUAUAAGAUAUACAGUAUACAUAUAAUGAUUAAUAUAUAGCCUAGAUAUCUAUAUACUCUUUUAUAAAGUGCCUCCUUUUUGAUUGUAGCUGUUUUUACACAGGUAAUCUGAAAAUGGGUUGUUAAAAUGGAAAAAAAAAAAAAAGUGUUGUUUCUCUCCUGAGUCUAAAUUGUGCAUAUGUUGAACUUUACAGAAGACAGACCAGAAUCUUAUAUUGCUAUCAGUCAACCAUAAUCAAAUUGCCUUACUCUGUUUAUCAGAAACAUGAAAAAAAAAUCUCAUUAUUUUUUGCAGUGCCUAACACUUCAGCCACAAUGUAAGCACUCCCUCACUCUUCUGUUUGGCUUCAUCGAGCUGAGGUUCGGCCAACAACAAAAAGAAAAAAAAAAAAAAAAAAAAAGCAAAGGACAAAAAAGAAAGAAAAAAAAAAACCCAUCUCUUUCUCUUU